Myxocyprinus asiaticus (Chinese sucker) is the source of this 6448-nucleotide messenger RNA. RefSeq names its product B-cell receptor CD22-like. Bases 497 to 3424 code for a protein of 975 amino acids. NCBI's taxonomy places the organism in Eukaryota, Metazoa, Chordata, Actinopteri, Cypriniformes, Catostomidae. The transcript has 15 exons. The record is from RefSeq and is a predicted model, not a curated record.
UGUAAUUAAGAGACUUAAACAAAUAAACAAAAAUGGAUUGUGUGGAUCUCAGCUUUAAAAGAUAAUUCAAUCUAAAUGAAAACUGGCCCCAGGGCCCUUGCUCUGCCUCCAGUCUUGAGGUCUUAACAGCUUGAACUAUUUCUGCCAUUUCUGAGUAAAAGAGGAAGUUGUAGUGAAUAUAAUCAGUGAAGACGUUUGUCAUUUUCACACUCAAACAUCUUCAGUGUUACAGUAGAGCACUUGAUCUCUUUACUAGCAGGAAAUUAAUAAGGAUUCAUUUGAUUUUUCAACAGUCUUCUCUGGCUGAAUAAACAUCAAGGAUGGAAACAGCUGUGAAGUUCAUUCUCAUUAGUUGUCUGAUAAAAGAUGUUUUGUGUGUCUUCAGUAUCAAUCUGCCAGCGAGGAUAGAAGCUCUAGAAGGAUCCUGUGUUUUCAUACCCUGCACUUUUGAUAUUGACCAAUCUUAUCAAUAUUACCUCACUGAUGCAACACGAAUAUGGAUAAAAAAAAAGGAUAUUAUUAUUAUUCAGAUUAUGUAGCGUUUGACUCCAGUAGUCCCAGUACAGGAAAUCUCAAAGGGGAAAUUUUUGGCAAACCAGCAGAUAAAAACUGCACCACCCGCUUUGAUGAUGUCAGUCUGUCUAACAGCGGUGAAUAUUACUUCAGAAUUGAAGGCAGAUAUGAUCUGAAAUAUAGCUAUAAAAAAGAAGUUCAAAUUAGUGUCACAGCGUCUCCAUCUAAACCCACAGUGCAGUUGUAUAAUGAUCAGAUGGAGGUCAAAGUUCAUCAGGAGGUGAUGGAGGACGGUUCUGUGAUUCUGCGCUGCUCUGCUAACAUCUACUGCCCCUUUAAUCCACCAACUCUCACAUGGAGCUCCUCCUCUAACACACUCAUCCUCAAUGAACAGCAACAUCAGGACCAAACGAAACUCAUCUCUGAUCUGAACUUCACUAUAACUCAUCUUCAUCAUGGAGUCAGUUUCACCUGCACUAUAAAAUACCAGCUGAAGAACCAGACCAGAACAGAACAGGCGUCCCGUACACUACAUGUUCAGUAUGCUCCUAAAAACACAUCAGUGACUGUAAAUCCGUCUGGUUCUGUGUUGGAGGGUCGUUCAGUGACUCUGACCUGCAUCAGUGAUGGAAACCCAGUAAACUACAGCUGGUACAGAGACACUGAAGAACACCUGAAACACCUGCAGACUGGUCAAAAUCUCACCAUCAUUAAAACCGACCCGACACACAGUGGCCGAUACUACUGUACAGCUCAGAAUCAAUACGGCACCCAAAACUCAUCUGUACUGCUGGACAUUCAGUAUGCUCCUAAAAACACAUCAGUGACUAUAAAUCCGUCUGGUUCUGUGUUGGAGGGUCGUUCAGUGACUCUGACCUGCAUCAGUGAUGGAAACCCAGAUGUGAGUUACAGCUGGUACAGAGACACUGAAGAACACCUGAAAUACCUGCAGACUGGAGACACUCUUGACAUCGUGAAGACCGACCCGACACACAGUGGCCGAUACUACUGUACAGCUGAAAACAAACAUGGAGAACAAAACUCAUCUGUACUGCUGGAUAUUCAGUAUGCUCCUAAAAACACAUCAGUGACUGUAAAUCCGUCUGGUUCUGUGUUGGAGGGUCGUUCAGUGACUCUGACCUGCAUCAGUGAUGGAAACCCAGUAAACUACAGCUGGUACAGAGACACUGAAGAACACCUGAAACACCUGCAGACUGGUCAAAAUCUCACCAUCAUUAAAACCGACCCGACACACAUUGGCCGAUACUACUGUACAGCUGAAAACAAACAUGGAGAACAAAACUCAUCUGUACUGCUGGACAUUCAGUAUGCUCCUAAAAACACAUCAGUGACUGUAAAUCCGUCUGGUUCUGUGUUGGAGGGUCGUUCAGUGACUCUGACCUGCAUCAGUGAUGGAAACCCAGAUGUGAGUUACAGCUGGUACAGAGACACUGAAGAACACCUGAAACACCUGCAGACUGGAGACACUCUUGACAUCAUGAAGACCGACCCGACACACAGUGGCCGAUACUACUGUACAGCUCAGAAUCAAUACGGCACCCAAAACUCAUCUGUACUGCUGGACAUUCAGUAUGCUCCUAAAUACACAUCAGUGACUGUAAAUCCAUCUGGUUCUGUGUUGGAGGGUCGUUCAGUGACUCUGACCUGCAUCAGUGAUGGAAACCCAGUAAACUACAGCUGGUACAGAGACACUGAAGAACACCUGAAACACCUGCAGACUGGUCAAAAUCUCACCAUCAUUAAAACCGACCCGACACACAGUGGCCGAUACUACUGUACAGCUCAGAAUCAAUACGGCACCCAAAACUCAUCUGUACUGCUGGACAUUCAGUAUGCUCCUAAAAACACGUCAGUAACUGUAAAUCCAUCCGGUUCUGUGUUGGAGGGCCGUUCAGUGACUCUGACCUGCAUCAGUGAUGGAAAUCCACCAGCGUUCAACUACACCUGGUACAGAAACACUGAAGAACACCUGGAACAUCUACAGACUGGAAAAAAUCUCACCAUUAAUACAACUGACAUGACACACAGUGAACGAUAUUACUGUACAGCUCAGAACAAACAUGGAGAACAAAACUCAAGCAAUGUCAUUCUGAAUGUUACUUAUGCACCUAAAAUCUCCAACUCCUCUUGUAAACGAAGUGAUGUAAUCGUGUGUGUCUGUGAGGUUCGUGGAAAUCCGUCUCCUACACUGGAGUGGCGUCUGUCUGGACGUCCCAUUAUUAACUCUACGGAGACACCCAUCAGUGAAGAGCAAUUUAAGAACACAAGCUUGAGGAGCGUCCUCACCAUCCGUCAGUCAUUCAAAGACACGCCCACUCCACAUUGUGUCAGCACUAACACUCAUGGCACUGCCAGCCAACAGUUUCAGCUGCUUCUAACUCCACAGAAUCCUCAAGGUUUCCAUCAUCCCUCACUGCUGGUUGGAGUUGCUAUUGGCGCAUCAGUGAUGAUGCUCUUUUGCAUCAUGACACUCUUCUGCAUACGAAGAAAGAACUUCAAACCAUCACAGACUAGACAAGAAGAUAACACCGGACUCAUUCUGACUCAAAGAGCUGCUGUACAGGACGAAGAAGAAGGAGAGUUUGUAUAUGCCAAUAAAGUCAUGUCACAUGGUCAAGAUGUCACUCAAGAAUCUCUCCAUUAUUCCUCUAUUGACUUCACAAACGCUGAACCAGCGUCAGGAGAGAUCAUCGGCCUCUCAUCUCUGACGACCGAAUACUCCGUGAUCCAGCAUCAUUCUGCAGGAGAAUCAGAGGCAGAGAACAACAUCUCAACACCUGUGAGGGACUCCAAGAAAGAUCAAACCACACCAGACAGGAACGCAUAUAUCACAGAUGUGUCCUUGCAGACAUCAGAAGAUCCAACGUAUGAAACUAUCACCCAUCGCUAGGUUUUUAAAGAGCAGAUGUCAUUACAAGGGUUUAAUAUGACGUCGGCCCACCCUUUGCAGCUAUAACAGCUUCAACUCUUCUGGGAAGGCUUUCCACAAGGUUUAGGAGUGUGUUUAUGGGAAUUUUUGACCAUUCUUCCAGAAGCGCAUUUGUGAGGUCAGACACUGAUGUUGGACGAGAAGGCCUGGCUCGCAGUCUUCGCUCUAAUUCAUCCCAAAGGUGCUCUAUCGGGUUGAGGUCAGGACUCUGUGCAGGCCAGUCAAGUUCUUCCACACCAAACUCGCUCAUCCAUGUCUUUAUGGACCUUGCUUUGUGCACUGGUGCGCAGUCAUGUUGGAACAGGAAGGGGCCAUCCCCAAACUGUUCCCACAAAGUUGGGAGCAUGGAAUUGUCCAAAAUCUCUUGGUAUGCUGAAGCAUUCAGAGUUCCUUUCACUGGAACUAAGGGGCCAAGCCCAGCUCCUGAAAAACAACCCCACACCAUAAUCCCCCCUCCACCAAACUUCACAGUUGGCACAAUGCAGUCAGACAAGUACCGUUCUCCUGGCAACCGCCAAACCCAGACUUGUCCAUCAGAUUGCCAGAUGGAGAAGCGUGAUUCGUCACUCCAGAGAACGCAUCUCCACUGCUCUAGAGUCCAGUGGCGGCGUGCUUUACACCACUGCAUCCGACGCUUUGCAUUGCACUUGGUGAUGUAUGGCUUGGAUGCAGCUGCUCAGCCAUGGAAACCCAUUCCAUGAAGCUCUCUACGCACUGUUCUUGAGCUAAUCUGAAGGCCACAUGAACUUUGGAGGUCUGUAGCGAUUGACUGCAGAAAGUUGGCGACCUCUGCGCACUAUGCGCCUCAGCAUCCGCUGACCCCGCUUUGUCAUUUUACGUGGCCUACCACUUCGUGGCUGAGUUGCUGUCAUUCCCAAUUGCUUCCACUUUGCUAUAAUACCACUGACAGUUGACUGUGGAAUAUUUAGGAGCGAGGAAAUUUCACGACUGGACUUGUUGCACAGGUGGCAUCCUAUCACAGUACCACGCUGGAAUUCACUGAGCUCCUGAGAGCGGCCCAUUCUUUCACAAAUGUUUGUAGAAGCAGUCUGCAUGCCUAGGUGCUUCAUUUUAUACACCUGUGGCCAUGGAAGUGAUUGGAACACCUGAAUUCAAUUAUUUGGAUGGGUGAGCGAAUAUUUUUGGCAAUAUAGUGUAUUUAGCAACAAAGCUCUGCUGUAAAAUUUUCUUUUGUUUGUUCGUGUCUCUUACCAGUUCCUCGUUCUUCCGAACUAUUUUGUUUUCUUGUUUUAAAGGUGCUGCAAGUGAUUUUUUCAUGGAAAGGUAUGAAAAAAAAUGUCCUACUCCCUGAAAUAAAUUAAUGAAAUAAGUGUCGUGAGAUAUCUCACCGGUCUACGUGACAGCUAGACUCUGUAAACAAAAAUGGGUCUGCGGUCUCUGACACUUUCGACCUGUCAAUCAUUUUGCGCGUUCUUAUUGUAUUGUAGUAGCUUCAGCAAAUUAUUGAGGCUUAAUGCCAUUUUUAUGCCAUGUUGCUCAUACCAGUUGUCAGUUGAGGGCGCUAUUUUGCUGCUAUUGUAGGCCAAUCUGCAACACGUUUCAUUUUGAUGACUUAUUCUAGCUGAUUAUUAGUUGAAAAUGUGACUGAUCAGUGUGUCUUCGUGCUAUGUGCAAUUAAGACAUACAGUACACGUGAACUAAUUUCUCUUUAUUUUUCUCAUGAACUCUUUGCAACAAAUGGUCAAGCACACUGAUCAAAGUACAGUUCAUUAAAGGAUCUCAACCUGACAAGUUUGACAGAACAAAAUGUAGACCAAAGACAAGUGUUGAGUAGAGGAAGACCGCAGUCCACGUUAGCAACUACGUCAUUGCUGCGUAAAUCCUGUAUGUAAAAAGCAAACAUGCUAAACAUGUGACAAGGGGAGGAAACAACUUCAGAAAAGACAAGUUUUUCAUAAAGACAUUUUUUUUUAUUGCCUUCUCAUGGCCUUUUUGUAGAUUCUGAAUUAGAAAGAAAACUUAAAGGUGAAAACACACCACAGUUACAUCAAUACAUCUCAAAUAAACCAAUACAACUCAGUAAAUUUAGUACUCCACUCCAAAGAGCUGAAGUCUAGAUUAGUGGAUCUCAACUGGUGGGUUAUGACCCUAUAAUGGCUCACAGGUCUGUCCUGAUAGGGUCUUAUGGUUUUGCUUUUUGUCCCCACUUGAGGUCCAUUGGUCCAAUGAGGUCUAAUGUAAAACCUGGGUCCUGAAGUAAAACCAAUUGAGAACCACUGGUCUAGAUAAUACCUCAUGUACAACACUAAUUAUGUUGUAAAAACAUGUUUCAUAUGUCUCUGUGGCAGAGCAUAAACAUUUAAGAUUGUAGAUAUCACAUUGGCAGUAGAGCUCAGCUUGGCUAAAAUCAAGGGGUGUUCAUUAUUAAGACAUCAAGGUGUUUGAUUCUAGUAGAAAACAUGGCUGUGUAUUUCAUGUUCUGGAAUGCUCUGUUAGUCCUAAGAGGAUAUUUUAGUGUGUGUGUUUUCUCGACUGAUGCAGAAUGUGCAGAAAACCAAACAAGCUUCCCUUAUUGCAUGUAAAAUGACCUUUCGCCUAUUGUUCAAAAGACUCACAACUAAGCUGAGGAAGACGCGCUAUUGUUGUUGUUGAUAAAUACUGUGUGCAAAACAUACAAAAGACCAGACAAAAGGUAGGCAGACACUUCUUAAAAACUGCAAUCUAAAAAUGCAAUUUGGCAAUAGACCACAAGAGGACAGUGUACAAAAAUGAAAACCCUGCCUGUUGUUUUUAUAGUUAAUAACUCCACUAGAGCAAGACUUGUAAGACUGUCCAAAUAGUGUCAAUCGUGCCAUUUGGAUGCUGUAAAAUUGUAUUAAAGUUGGAAUAUUGGGUGUCGAUUUUAUAUUUUACCACUGGCAGAGCAGUUGAUUCAGAAAACUUUAUAAAUACACAUAUUUUGGUUUAUCUCACAAGCGUUAAAUAGCAAAUGUAAAUAAACGUGCUUCAGAAAUUUAGUUAAAU